Helianthus annuus (common sunflower) is the source of this 774-nucleotide messenger RNA. RefSeq lists its product as uncharacterized. Gene Ontology annotation, biological process: DNA repair; telomere maintenance. The transcript is spliced from 2 exons. Bases 1 to 774 code for a protein of 257 amino acids. Gene Ontology annotation, molecular function: DNA helicase activity. The record is from RefSeq and is a predicted model, not a curated record. Lineage: Eukaryota; Viridiplantae; Streptophyta; Magnoliopsida; Asterales; Asteraceae.
AUGAUUCAUAAACAUGCCUUUGAAGCAUUGGAUAGAACCUUAAAAGAUAUAUUGAUGCCUGAUUGUUCAAAUAGCGAAGCUUUACCAUUUGGAGGAAAGGUAAUUGUAUUUGGUGGUGACUUUAGACAGAUUCUUCCUGUUGUUCCUAAUGGCUCUAGACAGGAUAUCGUGAAUGCUUCCCUGAGUUCGUCAUAUAUAUGGAAUAAAUGCAAGUUACUAACGCUAACAAAAAACAUGAGGCUCACUGUUGGCAUGAAUCAUGGUGAUAUUGACAAGACAAAAGAGUUUGCUAAAUUGCUUUUGGAUAUUGGCGAGGGAAAACUUGGUGGUCGCAACGACGGAGAAGCUGUUAUUGAUAUACCUCAAGAACUGUUGAUUACUGAGUCCACUAACCCUAUUGGUAAUCUGAUCAACUUUGUGUAUCCUUCGAUACUUGAAUCGUUCAAUGAUCCAAAUUAUUUUCAGGAAAGAGCCAUACUUGCUCCUAAGAACGACGUUGUUCACGAGAUAAAUGAUACCUUAUUAGCAAUGUUUCCUGGUGAUCAUAAAGAGUAUCUAAGUUCAGAUUCCAUCUGCCAAUCUGAGAAUGGACAGUCGUUAUCUAAGGUUGGUUUGUUUCUAAAGCAGCCUGUUUUCACUCACGGACAACUAUAUGUUGCAGUUUCAAGAGUCAAAAGCAUGGAUGGUUUAAGGAUGUUAAUAUUAGAUGUUGAGGGGAAUGUUACUAAUAAGACUACAAAUGUUGUAUACAAAGAGAUAUUCUCAAAUUUAUAG